UUCGACCGGCCGCUCGGCGUGGUGGGGGCCACCUGUCAUGACGAGAGCGCGUUCAAAACAGGAGCAACUUGCUGUAACUUCAGUUUAGACGUCCCGUUUUUAAAAAAAAACAAAAACAAAAAACUUAUUUUAGAAACAGCGGUUAAAGUUCGGGCGUCAAGCGUUGCAGUGUCCUCCUCAGUAUGGCGGAGCCUGCUGAGCUGCUGCUCGUCAGGGACCAGUAUCACCUGGCGUUCCACUGUCUGAGCCAGGGGCUGGCGGCCGAAGAGGCAGGGGAACGAGCCGAGGCCCUGGAGCAUUACGAGAAGGGCCGGGAGCAUCUAACCCAAGGGCUGGAUGUCCCCACCGGGGGGGAGACGCAGCAGGGAGCCCCGUGGGACACCGCCAGACAGCUCCAGUUUAAGAUGAGGGAGACUCUGAGCUACGUGACCGUUCACCUCAGCAGCUUGGGGAUAGCGGAGGAGACAGCAGGGAGCCAAAGGAGCCGAUUACUGAUGGAUCUCCCUACCGAUCUUUAUCCCGAUCUGGGACCGAAUGCUAAGCUGCCCCAUAGCUCUCUCCAUCAUCUUUACCCCACUAUCCCUGAUGCCACCUCCCAUGCCAGUGACGCCACCAUCCCCACACCAGCUCCAUCCCCAGCCUCAGCCAGACUGGCUCCUCCUCAUGCUACCAGCAUGUACAGGCCUCCCUCAGAGACCCAACAAACCGGGACCCCCUCUUAUCCUAUGCAGACCCUGCUAACACCAGCUGCUCCUGGAGACCAGCCUCCGGCCUAUACACCGCGACCCACGGAGGGCCACCAAAGCCUGGAUUACAGUCCCACUGGAGGGAGUCAGACUCUGGGGGCGCAGAUGGGAGGUGAGGAUGGAGAGGAGCUGCUGUUCAUCCCCUCUGGGGUGCAGAUGUUUUUUGUGACACCGGACGGGCAGGUCAGCUCCCUCUUUUACCCAGGGUACCUCCGCAUCCACAGAUAUGACAGUCAGUGCAAGGAUUCUCCCGCUGGAAAACCCUCAGCAGUGCUGCAUGUGUGUGACUGGGUCUACCCACUGACAGUAGACACCCCUGUGCUGUUGGCCAACUCGGGGAUCUUCAUGUUCCCAGACAGCGUGACAGAAACUCCGGGGUCCUAUGUGGGCAUCGUGUUGUCCUCCGAGCUGCCUGCUACCGACAGAGAGCUGUUCCAGGACCUCCUCUGUCAGCUCGCUGACCUCAGGGUUCAGGCUGCAGUAGAGGGGGCGGGGACUGAGGUGAUCAACCUGAGCGAGAAAGUCCCCCUUGGUCCUCCAAAAGAGGGGGCGGGGCCCACCACGGCGUCAGGACAAGACGAAAAACUACCACUUCCUGAGUGGAGUGAGAAAAUGGCCCAGAACAUCUUGGCAGGUGCCACAUGGUUGAGUAAAGGAUUUGUGCGAGGGGCAGAGGCCACUGGUAAAGCCAUCCAUAAAGGUGCAUCCAAGUUGCGUGACCACAUCACCCCAGAAAACACGCCUUCAGAGGUUAGCCCCCGUGUCACCAAAGGUCUGCAGGUAGCCAAACAGGCCACAGGGGGCGCUGUCCGCGUCAGCCAAUUCCUGGUAAAUGGAGUGAGUACAGUAGCGGGACAUGUGGGGGAGAAGUUGGCCCCCCAUGUGAAGAAACACGGUGCCAAGCUGAUUCCAGAGUCUAUGAAGAAGAGUAAAGAUGGCCAUGCCUCCAACGCCGAUGGAGCCAAAUUGGUAGCAGCCAGCGGUGUGCAGGGUCUCUCUACCAUUUGGACUGGUCUGGAGACUGGAGCUAAGACCGUCGGCAAAAGUGUAGCAUCAGAGACGGUCACCACUGUCAAGCACAAAUUUAGGGGCUUAGAGAAUCUAUUAAACAUGCCCAGGAACAUAUGACUGCAAGAAGAAACAAGCCCAAGUCCUGUGAACUAAUGACUGCACCCUACUCAUCUUUUAUCUCCUCUGCCACUAACUCCAAUCAAGUCAGGAAUUAACCCUCCUAUGAGUCUUAUGCAACUGAUGAACACUAACAGAUGUGUUUCUCACUGAAACUCAAGUUUCAUCUACUGACAACACCAGUUUGAUUAAUUUCUAUCCAGACAAAUAUGAUCUUGGAUAUAGGAUUGGGUUUUCUUUGGACUUGUGGUGUAGGGUAAGCCUUUGGUAUGUGGGUGCGCUCCCUGGCCUGUCUGUGUCAAAGUCAACUAAAUGCCGGCUUGUACUGCGUGGUGAUGCUCUUGCUGUUCAUAAGUACAGACUAUUUUUCUGCUUUAUUAUGAA
Molecule: messenger RNA, 2258 nt
Organism: Lampris incognitus (smalleye Pacific opah)
Lineage: Eukaryota; Metazoa; Chordata; Actinopteri; Lampriformes; Lampridae
Gene: sparta
Product: spartin a
Exons: 8
Coding region: 183-1874 (563 amino acids)
Biological process (GO): negative regulation of BMP signaling pathway; cell division
Cellular component (GO): plasma membrane
Source: RefSeq, a predicted model, not a curated record